GCAGGUGGGGCCGAAGCGCGACUACAAGUCCGGCUGUAGCCGAGGGGCGGGGGCAGAGGGAAGUAAGUGGGCGGGGGCGGCCCCCGGGACGCGAGAGUUUCGGCCGCUGUGUGCUGCCCUGGUGAGAGCCCACGCGGGCCAGGGCGGGAUGAACUAUGGCUUCUGUCAAGGUGGCCGUGAGAGUUCGGCCCAUGAAUCGCAGGGAAAAGGACUUGGAGGCCAAGUUCAUUAUUCAAAUGGAGAAAAGCAAGACAACAAUCACAAACUUAAAGAUACCAGAAGGAGGGACUGGGGAUUCAGGAAGAGAACGCACCAAGACCUUCACCUAUGACUUUUCUUUUUAUUCUGCUGAUACAAAGAGUCCAGAUUAUAUUUCACAAGAAAUGGUUUUCCAAACCCUGGGCACAGAUGUCAUGAAAUCUGCAUUUGAAGGCUAUAAUGCUUGUGUCUUUGCAUAUGGGCAAACUGGAUCUGGAAAGUCAUACACUAUGAUGGGAGAUUCUGGUGAUUUGGGCUUAAUACCUCGGAUCUGUGAAGGGCUCUUCAGUCGGAUACAUGAAACCACCCGAUGGGAUGAAGCAUCCUUUCGAACUGAAGUCAGCUACUUAGAAAUUUAUAACGAACGUGUGAGAGACCUGCUUAGGCGGAAGUCAUCUAAAACCUUCAAUUUGAGAGUCCGAGAGCAUCCUAAAGAAGGGCCUUAUGUUGAGGAUUUAUCCAAACAUUUAGUACAGAAUUAUGGUGAUGUGGAAGAACUGAUGGAUGCAGGAAAUAUCAAUCGAACCACAGCAGCAACUGGGAUGAACGACGUCAGUAGCAGGUCUCAUGCCAUCUUCACCAUCAAGUUCACUCAGGCAAAGUUUGACUCUGAAAUGCCAUGUGAAACCGUGAGUAAGAUCCACUUAGUCGAUCUUGCUGGAAGUGAACGUGCGGAUGCCACUGGUGCCACGGGGGUCCGGCUCAAGGAAGGGGGGAACAUUAACAAGUCCCUUGUGACUCUGGGAAAUGUCAUUUCUGCCUUAGCUGAUUUAUCUCAGGAUGCAACAAACCCUCUUGUAAAGAAGAAGCAAGUUUUUGUGCCUUACAGGGAUUCUGUUUUGACUUGGUUGUUGAAAGAUAGCCUUGGAGGAAACUCUAAAACUAUUAUGAUUGCCACCAUUUCACCUGCUGAUGUCAAUUAUGGAGAAACCCUAAGUACUCUUCGCUAUGCAAAUAGAGCCAAAAACAUCAUCAACAAGCCUACCAUUAACGAGGAUGCCAACGUCAAACUUAUCCGUGAGCUGCGAGCUGAAAUAGCCAGGCUGAAAACACUGCUUGCUCAAGGGAAUCAGAUUGCCCUCUUAGACUCCCCCACAGCUUUAAGUAUGGAGGAGAAACUUCAGCAGAACGAAGCAAGAGUUCAAGAAUUGACUAAGGAAUGGACAAACAAGUGGAAUGAGACCCAAAAUAUUUUGAAAGAACAGACACUAGCCCUUAGGAAGGAAGGGAUUGGGGUUGUUUUGGAUUCCGAACUACCUCACCUGAUUGGCAUUGAUGAUGACCUUCUGAGCACUGGAAUUAUCCUAUAUCACUUGAAGGAAGGUCAGACAUAUGUUGGUAGAGAAGAUGCUUCAGUGGAGCAAGAUAUUGUUCUCCAUGGCCUUGAUUUAGAGAGUGAACAUUGUGUCUUCGAAAACACUGGAGGAACAGUGACUCUGAUACCCCUGAGUGGGUCUCAAUGCUCCGUGAAUGGUGUCCAGAUCAUGGAGGCCACACACCUAAAUCAAGGUGCUGUGAUACUCUUGGGAAGAACCAAUAUGUUUCGAUUUAAUCACCCAAAGGAAGCUGCCAAGCUCAGGGAGAAGAGGAAGAGUGGCCUUCUGUCCUCCUUCAGCUUGUCGAUGACUGACCUCUCGAAGUCCUGUGAGAACCUGUCUGCAGUCAUGUUGUACAACCCUGGUUUUUUCCCUAUUAAAGGACCCAUCUGUCUAAGACUUGAAUUUGAGCGACAACAGCGUGAAGAACUUGAAAAAUUAGAAAGUAAGAGGAAACUGAUAGAAGAGAUGGAGGAAAAGCAGAAGUCGGACAAGGCAGCACUGGAGCGCAUGCAGCAGGAGGUGGAGACACAGCGCAAGGAGACCGAAAUCGUCAAGCGUGAGAUUCGCAAGCAGGAGGAAAGCCUCAAACGCCGCAGCUUCCACAUUGAGAACAAGCUCAAGGACCUGCUUGCUGAGAAGGAAAAGUUUGAGGAGGAGAGGCUGCGUGAGCAGCAGGAGAUGGAGCUGCAGAAGAGGCGACAGGAGGAAGAGAGCUUUCUCCGUUGGCUUCAGGAAUUCAGCAGCAGUGAGCAGCCUGAGAAGAUGGAAAUAUUCCAGGAGCUGGGCCGACUGCAGCAGGAAAAAAAUGAGCAGUGGACCAAGCUGGCCUUGGAGAAGCAGAGGCUGGAGGAGCAGGAGAAGGAGCAGGUGCUGCUGGUGGCACAGCGGGAGGAGCAGCUGCGGGAGAGGCAGGAGAUGGCCCCACUGUUGCAUGGCGAGGUCCUGCAGGCUGAGGAGGAAAAGCAAGAGCUUGAAGGCAUCUGGGCCAUGCUGCUUCAGGCCAGAGAGGCUCUGGCUUCAGGGGACACUGGCAGCCAGGAGCUGGACAGGGCCCAGCUACAUUUCUUAGAGUUCAAGAGAAAGCAGCUUGUCCAGCUGGCCACCUCGGAGCAGAAGCUGGCCCAGCAGAAAGACCUCCUGAGUAAAGAAGUCCAGGAAGAACAGGAAGCCCUGCACUAUUUACAGUGUGAAAAGGACGUGGACUGUAGAUUGUUAGCACAAAAUGAUGGUAGUGGCCCAAGUAUCUCCCGUGUGGCUCAUGAUUUAGAGAAAAUAAAGGCAGCAGAAUGCAGGCUGCGGUAUAAAGAAUGCCAGCUACAGGACCUCCUGCAGAAUCACCUGCCAGCCCUGUUGGAAGAAAAGCGGAGAGCACUUGAAGUCCUUGACCAUGGCCCGCUUAGCUUAGACAACACUGUGUAUCAAGUGGAAAAAGAGAUGGAAGAAAAAGAAGAGCGACUUGCUCAGCACCAAGCCAGUGCACACCAGCUGCAGCAGCUCCAGGCCACCUUCGAAUUCACCACCAAUGUUGCAAGACAAGAAGAGACAGUGAGAAGAAAAGAGAAGGAGAUUCUGGAGUCUGAGGAGAAGCAGCAGAGAGAAGCGCUGGAGCAGGCAGUAGCCAAGCUGCGGCGCAGGCACUUGGCCCUGCAGCAGCCCUUGGCCCUGGGUCCAGACAGUGAGGAGCAGAGGCAGAAGCUGGCUGAGCAGAGCAGCAGCAGUGAGCAGUUGGAGCUCCCGGCUGGGCUGGGAGCUGAGCAUCAGAACCUGGAAAAGGACCGGGACAGAAUCAAUGCUUACAUUGAAGAAGAAGUCCAAAGACGUCUUCAGGGUUUGCAUCACACAGUUGGUAUUUCUAGGAAUACUUCUGCAGAUAUAACGAAGGAUAAUGAGAAACUUCACAAUGACACCAUUCAGCGUAAGCUAAAAUAUGAGCGGAUGGUUUCUCGCUCUUUGGGAGCAAAUCCGGAUGACCUGAAGGACCCAAUUAAGAUUAGUAUUCCACGCUACGUCCUCUGCGGGCAAGGGAAGGAUGCACACUUCGAGUUUGAGGUCAAGAUUACUGUCCUUGAUGAGACAUGGACUGUAUUCAGGCGUUACAGUCGUUUUCGAGAAAUGCAUAAAACAUUGAAGUUAAAGUAUGCGGAGCUUGCUGGCCUUGAAUUCCCUCCAAAAAAAUUAUUUGGAAACAAAGAUGAACGUGUGAUUGCUGAGAGGCGAAGUCACUUAGAGAAAUACCUCAGGGACUUUUUCAGUGUGAUGCUGCAGUCGGCGACAUCUCCCCUGCACAUUAGCAAAGUGGGGCUGACCCUUUCGAAACACACCAUCUGUGAGUUCUCACCAUUCUUCAAGAAAGGAGUCUUUGACUACAGCAGCUACGGGACAGGGUAGAGCUGGGGCAACAGGAGCCAUCGACGCAGUGCCUUCUAGUGCAAGCAGCUCUGAUGCAGGAGCGGCAGCCGGGACCCCUCGCAUCAUGUACCCAGUGCCUGAGUCCAGCGGUGCCCCAGCAGGUGGGCUGUACCACACUGUAGGUGAAUGUGGCUUUCCAUUGCGCUUCCUCCUGUCACACAGCAAGUCCCUCCAGACACAGGAUGACAGGGCCCGCUGAGCUCCAACCCUACGCCAGCCAACCUGGGCCUGCAGAACCAGUAGCUGGCCAGACCACCCCUAAGUGACUUCUGUCUGGUUUCCUCCUUCACCAAAAUAGACUUUUUUUUUAUAGCCCUUCCAUAUGGCUGGCUAUAUUCCAAGAAAAGCAUUUUAAAUUAUUUCAUUAUGGUUUUUUCUUCUUGUUUGUAUCAGAACUUUUAUAUAACACUGAAACACUGAUGUUUACACAGAAUUUCAUAUUCUGCAAAAGGGAUUUUUGGUCCAGUCAUGAGGAUAGUCUUCCAUGCCUGACAGAUUGGAUGUAGAUGACAUCUCUACAUGUAGGUCAUUGUACAGCCUUGAAUACAUAUUCCCAAAUCUCAGAGGCUGCUGUGCAUUCUUAAGCUUUUUCUGCUAAGCACAAAACAAGCGCAAAACCAGAUGCAUAUUUUUAAGCAUUUUUUCUUUACAUUUUUGUUACAGAAUCUACUGGAUCUUAAACUAAAAAAGUAGAAUUUACAGUUGUUUAUUAAUAAUCCCUUAAAUUACUCAGGACUUAAUGUAACAUCACAUCUAUGUACAGUCAAGCUGCUUUGUUUUAUUAAGAAAAAUGUGAGUAAAAAUAUAUAUGAUAUAUAUUGAAAUGUAUGUAAUUCUACCUAUAGAUUUGUAUAUGUGCACACUCUUGUACAGUAGUAGUAUGGAACUAUAUAAUCAUUCACACCAAAUUUAUUAAACAUAUUUGCUUUUUUUGAAAUUUAAAUUGAGCUGCUAUCGAUAUUACAUGAAAUGGUAGAAUGUACCCUGUAGCUCAGUUUAAGUUUGUAACCUGAUCACUCCUCCUGGUCUGUUUAAAAAUUGAUCUGCUGUGCUUGGAAAGAUACAUAAUGUAUAAUUUAGCAUUUGUGUUGCAGAAGAUGCAGUUACAAUAAUGAAUGAAGUCACAAAUGAAUGGCUAUCAGAACAUGCUUGGUUCAGUCUUUCAGAACAUGCCUGCACAACAGAGCUCUCCAACCUCAAAUGGGUUUAAAGAUGCAAUUAUCUCUAUAAGGAGGAAAUUAUUAUUGCACUAACUGAAUAUCAUAGUUUACCAUGAAAAAAAUGAGGACUUUUUUCCUCUGUGAAAAGACUUGCUUCUGUCUGCACUUGGUGAUUACAGACAUAAGUGGAAGAAUAAUUACUACUAAGAAUUUAAAACUACAGAUUAGAGGAUAAAAGCUGGGGAGAUAAUAGUUAACCAUGAGUUGUUUGUUUAAAAGGAGUCCAAGCGCUAAAGACUGUCCCUCAUUUACUGAGUAAAUGUUUUUCUCACUGGCCAGAUGACCUGUCUCUGCCCUUUUGGAUGUAUAUGAGAGACUGGGCUCAUAGCAAGCAUUAGGUUAAAAUCCCACAGGACACUGGGCAAGAAAAAAUGGAACUGAAUGUAUAAAAAGUAUAAUCAAAAGAACCUUCUACUCCAAUCCUCAUCUUAAGUAAUUACAGUUAAGUUUGAACUUCAGGGGCUAGCUGGCUCUGGUGACAGCCAUCUGUGACAUAAACGAGUCAUUUUACCUCUGUAGGCUUUGGUCUCCCCACCUGAAAUGAAGCCAUUGCUCUGGAUGACCCCUAGGUCCAUGCUGGCCAUGUGACAGAGGAGGAAUAAAUUUUGUCAGUGGGACUGUAAUAUUCUUCUUUUGUACCUGUGAAAUGUGUACUUCUGGCCCAGCUUACAGGUAGCUGAACCCAAUUAACAUGUGAAAAACAGUUGAAAAGCAAAUGAUUAAGUCACAUCUAAACCAAUAGUGGAAUUCUUUUCCAGAAUAAAGAUAAGAUAGGUUAUAGCUAUGAUGACAACAUUAAAACUUCAUUGAUUUGCACUAAUUUAAAGGAGUAAAAGAAAGUUAGCAAGUGUGUUAUUACUAUACUUUCAAGUGCCUCAAAUACCAAAAUAAUACUAAGCUGAGCACCUCAGGCAAUUUGGAUUGAAAAACUGUGAUGGUUAAUCUUGAUUGUCAACUUGGCAAGUUGGCUUGAAAGACACAUAGGAGAUUAAAGCACCCUUCUGAGUAUCUCUGGGUCUGGGUCACUCAUGGGAGUUCGACUGAUUACUCUAGCUGGCCCCUGACCCCUUCUUUUCAGGCUCUCUUCCCCUGUGCUCUGCUUUCCAGGCACUGUGUACUUCCCCCAUGUGGUUCCACCAUAAUGUUCCUACCUUGAAGCCAGCUGACCAUGGACUGAAUUCCCUGAAACCACAAGCCAAAUUAAACUUGUCUCAAUUGUGAGUGUUAUGUGUUUUGUCCCAGCAACAGUAAAGCUGACUCAUACAUAAGCCAUCAACUUAUACUUUUGUAUUCAGCUGGACAAAUAUAAGGACCUUAAACAGAAUGCUAACUAGUUUUAGCAUUCCUUCCUAUGUCUUACUUAUUAAAUAAACAUGUGGUAUACCGAUCUUGUUUAAAAUCACAAGUAAUUUAGUAACCUUUGGUCCUGUUCUGAAUUAGAUUUAUAUUCAUCCCUUUGAUUAAUUUAAGCAGUUAAUAGGGAGUAACCAAGUCUUUGUGGCUCACAAAUGACUGACAUGUAGGGAUCUCGGGUCUGUACUGUACAGAUGCUUUGAAGGUAUGUGAACAAAAUGCCUGGUCCCAAGUUUAUUUCAAUUCACAUUUUGAUGCAAGUUGUUAUUUUCAUGCAAAUAAGAGCAAGUUCAGGACAAUUGGGCCUUAGACCUAACCAUUAAGAGCUCUAGAUGGCACAUGCACCCCAGUCUGGCAGAACACACAUGCCCAAAGGGAAGGCCUGCUCCAAGGGGCCACUGUACAGCUGUAGUUCCCAGCCUUAGCACUUGGGGGCACUGUUUGAUGUUCUGGGUGGCCCUGUUCCCUCAGUGGGCCACGUGAGAUGGAGUGUUCCAUUGUGAUGGUAGCUCCUUAUGACUCAUGUUCUGAGACUGCCAGGAGGUGAGACUCAUCCCCUUAGAGACAUGCACAUAGCAGUUUAAGCCUGGCAAUAAUGCUCAGAUACUCCAGCUUCUAGCAGUGCUAGCAGGUUUUCAAAUGCAAUCUCCUGUACAGAUGUUUAAAGUAUUGUCUAGGGGUGUGUGUGUGCAAGUGCACCCUCCUUUAAUGACAGGUGCCUUCCACAUGCAAAAAGACAGGUUGGCUGUUGUCUUGUUUCCUUGUCUGUCUUGAGGCUGGCUGCUUUUGCUGAUGAAAAUUCACUAGAUAGAGCCCCACUACAAAUCUCCAGUGCAUCCUACUUGAGAUUGCUCCUACAGCGCUGCCCCCAGGAGUUAGAGGGGUGGCCGGGUUGUUACCUUAAGAAUGAUUGCUCAGCAGCACAGCAGAACCCUGCUACAGUUUAAAAUGGUGGGAUGGACUGAUAGGCAGUUGGCUGAAUUGGGAUUCCAGGCUGUGAGUUCAUCCUGUUUGCCUGCAGGAAUCCCUGCCCUGCACUUCAGCUCGAGACUCUGCUGCAAGCUUUGGUAUAGCUCCCAAGGCUGUCCAUGUGUCCCCAGAAGGCUCAGCUCUCCUCUGUCCCCUAUAAAGUAUAUACCAAAUACACUUUCCUUGACUGUGCUCAUUUUGUAUCUAUUUAUGAAUGGAAUAACGAGGGAUUCCUUCUAAGAAUUAUCUCUCCAGAUAGUUCUGUGGAAAUUUGAGGUUCAUCACCUUGGUUUUGCACCUUCUCCAUUAAUGGAAAACAGUGCCUUCCCUGUUCAGAGAGGCAAGUGGGUGUGUUUUCAGAAAGACGUACCGGCUUGCUCUCUCUCAUCAAGCAUGGAUAGAGGAAAGUGCACCAGAUACAGAAAAGAAAAUGCAUAAAAGAAAAUGCAAAAAGCCCCCCAGAGUCCUCUUCUAAGACUCUUUGGUAACAUUAAAGCAGGCCACUGGAAAGAGAGAAGUCUUUCUCUGUCUUUUAAAUCUGGAAAAUACAUAUGUGAAACGUACAGUUGAAUGACCCCAACCAUAUGAAAGCAGAAUUUUUCCCUCAACCUAUAAGGAAUCCUUAUGCACAGUUAAUAUUUGCAGCAGUGUUUGUUUUUCCAAUAGCACUUAUAGUUGUGCCUGAGAGCGGCGCGCUGAGAAACAGCCUGAGGUUUACAAUUACCGAAACUCCAUCAUCCCUUAGCCUUGCUGCAGAAAGGCGGGGAGGCGGGGGACAGGAUGAGAAAAGUGGGCUGCAGCUGCUCUUCUAAGCUGCCAGUACUCUUUAGAGGGAAGAAUCCUAGUGAACAAGCAUACUAGUUUAUGGUGAUUAAGAGUUUCUUUGUUGUUUUUUAAUUUGCACUUUGGUUGAUGUCUAAACUCUUGUUGGCUCUUCUAAAAACAGAAGCUAGAAUCCAUGGAAAAAGACAGGGUGGUCUGCUGUCCUAAGAUUUGGCUUGUGUCUUAUGCAUGGUGUCAUUGAAUAUAAUAAGAAGUGAUCCAUAGAGGGUACAAGACUUCUGUUGCAAAGUAAUUAAAAUCUUGGCUAUUUAGCAUUUACAAGUGAAUGUGGAAGGUCACAUUUAAAUUUUCAAAGCAUUUUUAGUUCCUUGUGAUACUCGUGUCCCAGUCUAAGAGCACAGCUCACCCUGGGUGGCUUGGGGCAUAAAGUAUUCUUGGGGCACCUCAUCCAUCCAGAGCUCAAUGUUGGACAUAUGGAGCACAUAAGUAGCUCCAAUAGAAAAACUCUGGUGCCAGCAAGGUGGCCCCAGCCACACACCACAGGCCUGGUCACCAUCAAGGUCCCCACCUUGUUAAUGCAGAGUUAGGGACAGAGAAGGACAAGCACAGGGAGGUGAGUGAAGUAUUUGAAGUUGGCCUUAGAAAGUUCAUUAAGUGUGGAUGACUCUUGCCCCACUUGAAGUCACCCAUAUUAAUUCGUGUCACAGCCACCUCCCCUGCCUUCUCCUGCUGUAACGUAAAGGGUCAGGCCAGAUUCUGGCCAUUGUUGUGGCUCUAUUCCCACUACUUGUUGUCACAUCUCUCACUGAAAGAGAGUGUGGCAGAGAAUGGUUGGCAAGAGGCCUGGCUGUAUUCUCCUUAGUCCUUGCUGUUAGGAGCUGAAUGCUCAUCUGUAGUACUCAACAGUCACCAACCAGUCAUUUGCUUCCUUUGUGUGAGAUGUGUAUUUUCCAUGUCCUGGCACAGGGCCAAGUAGCAGGCACAUAGUGAUAUGCAGGAUGCUACAGGUCCUCUGUUAGGAGCUCACACUGCACUCAGCCUGGUCAAUAACAGAGCAAUCAGAUGACUGCAACUUGUGAUCAUUAUCUGGCAGGAAAGCUGAAGGUGCUAGGAGACCUUGUGCUAGAGAAAACCUUAUUGGAAGGCUGGAGCUUCCCUGGCAGGUUCCAUCAAAUCUGAAGCCUGAAAGGUGAGUGCUAGGCUAGCAGGUAGAAUUCCCACAUGGAGGAAAGACCUGGUACUGCCAAGAUCACCUAUUGUGGCUAUCACUUGAAGAGACUGGCAGGAUGUGAGGGGCUAGAGAGGGAGGUAGGGCCAUAUAAAGGCCCCCCAAGAGGUGGUGGUUGCAUUUCUAUGGCGGUGACCGUGUUUUCCACUGACCACCACCAUUUCAGAAGUGUGUCCCUGGGAUAAACAGGUGGAAGUGUGCAACAAGCAGGCCUCAUGCUUUACAAUCACAUGCAGUCCAGAGAAUGGAUCUUACUAAUCACAUCGGUAGGGGAACGGGGCUCAGAUGCUAUCCUGCGCUGUUUGCAAGUUGACUGUUGGGCUCCUAUACUUGGACCUCGGUUGUGUUUGGACUUCCUAAGUUUCAGAAACUGUUGCCAUUGACAAGCCUAGUCUUCCAGACCCUGUGAUGUCCAGCUUCAGGUGUCUAACUUGUGUACUGUGGUAACCAGCAACCGUGUAAAAGGUAUAUGUUGGGCUCCUACCCAGUCUUUGCUGUAUGAGCAGAAAAAUAAGUGUCCCCAUGCAGACGCAGUGGUCAUGGAGCUCUGUUUGGGUUGUGGGCUCCUUGCAGGACUUAGUCUCUACAGAAUCUUCUAUAAGUCCAGAUUCCCCUGGUACCAAAUCACCUGGCCCUGAUACCUUGUGGGCCUGAAUAUCAUCAUCAUCAUCAUCACCAUCAUCAUCAUCAUCAUCAUCAUCAUCACCACCACCAUCUCCCCACACUAAACUGAAAGAUUGCUUUAUAUUUUGCUUAUAUAGCAAGGCCUAUAAAUGAAUGUGAUGUGCACAUGUAGGGUCUUCAGAAACACAUUGCUCAACUCAUUUUAAGGUUAGAGAGAAGGCUCUGCUGGGAUAAACACAAAGAGCCUCUUAGCCACUCAGAGAAUGUGGUUCAGUGAAGUGUGUCCAUUUCUGCUGAUCACAUGGCUCAUAGGCCUGCACCCUUGCCUGGGUCUCCAAAACAUCUCAGAAUGGAGCAGUUCUAUAAAUUCAGUUCUGUCGGUCAAAGGGUCCAUUGUGUUUACACAUUCACUCACCAGACCAUUUAGUGAACUAACUUUUCUACUUGAUGCAAGCAGGAAAAGUCAUUGUUGGUCCCACCAAUGACAGCAUCACCAAGAGUGGACAGAACACCACUGGCUAUGUCUGCUCCAGAGGCCAGGACAGAUGUCAGAUGGGCAGGAGCAGGAGGCUGGAAGGUGGCCUGUGGUGGCCCCCAUGUUUCCUAAUCAGCUAAGCUCAUGUACCUUCCCUUAGAUGCUGGGGACACUCACAGCUGCUCUUGCUCAAAAUCUUUCUCAACAUCAGGAAGGGUGACCUGUUAGUUUCCCCAGAAAAUUGCAAUUAUUCUCCCACCAGUUGCCACACCAGUUAUCCCAUCCUCUCUGCUCAUCUCCAACUCUUUCAGCAAACCUCACAGUAAAACAGCUACCACUGCAGUUGAGGAGCAAACAGUGCCCGCAUUAACCCCAGGGUUACAAUCUUAUGGUACUUUCCAUACCUCUGGGCAGUCUGUGUUGUUCAGAGUACAAAUGUAAAAAGAGAAGACGGGGCCCACCAGAGGGAAGUCAGUUUAUACUACGAAAAUGUACUUACAGGCACUAGGCCACACUUGUCACAUCUGUAGGCUUCACCUUGCCCUACAUGGACAUCGUUCACAAUCUCUGACAUAAAACCAUCUGUUGGUCUACUAAAGGUGAAACAGCUUGAAGGAGGUUGUGACUGACCCAAGUGACAGAGCCAAUUGCGACCAAUGUCUUAUGUUAACUCCAGACCUCGUGCCACACCUGGAUUAAAAGAAAAUGCUGGAUAUGUCAGUCCUGGGGAGAAAUAACAACUCCUUUCAUAAAAAAGAAUUUAAAGUAAUUACAGUUAGCUAAAAAGGAAAAAGUUGAAAAGAUGUCACAAAGACAGUGACUACCAGAAGCCGCUUCCUCCGUGAAAGCUAGGGGAACAUGAGAAGGUCUGAAUCACUAAGCUUUGGAUGCAUGGGGGGAAAACUAUUAUGCUAAAACCAGACCUCAGAGAGGAGGGAACACCAGCCACCAGCACUGGCGUCUCAUGAGGUGGAAUAGGGUCCCGUGGGCCUGUGACCCCAGCCUCAAAGGAGGGAUUGCUACAUCACUGAAGAUCAGUGAAGGCUGUUGGGAAAUGCUGAGAAAACCACAACCUGGAUCCAGCUGCUUUCCUGCUUUCCUGGCUGCUUUUCCUGUUGCAGCCAACUUGGGGAGGAAAAAGUGAGGCUGAUACGAUGCUGACAAGAACAGGAAAUCAUCUCAGGAAAAGGAAAUGGACAGGAAGUGUUGCUGGGCUGAUGCUCACAGGAACAGAAAACAAACCAGGACAAAUAUUCUCUAGUACCCUGUCUUGGCAAAGUCUUCAGAGAGCAGCUGGCAGAGCAGAAUGAAGAUUUGCAGGUUCCAACCCUGGCAUCCUGGGAACAGAGCAGGAAAAACUGGGCUUGGAGCUGGGAAGGAAAUGCUUACUAAUAGACACCUUGAGCUUUUGAUUCAUCUGAAAUCUGGACCUAACAUUCAUCAGCUGUCAUUUUACUCCAAGACUGAUCUGCAAUAGAAAUUAGGCUUGGCCCCAAUUCCCACCACAACGUGACAACACUAGGCACCCUAAUUUAUUGUCUCUGCCAAUUGCUGGGCCCUAGACAACAUGACCUGGGAAUUAGUCUACAUGGUUUCUGCUCUCUGGGAAUUUACACCGCAUGGUAAAGUUUGUCCCAAACCCUCACCAGUGACUUGUGAGAAUAUGUACUCUUCUCUGGAAGAAGCAGCUGUAGCCACAGGCUGUCCAAGCAGUAUAAUGCCGUUCCUUUGGGAAGCCAAAUGUUUCUUGCUUCACCACAAUUCAGCACGAUUACUUUUCCUGAAUAGUGAGAAGUUUUCAAAGCCAAAUGUUUCUUGCUUCACCACAAUUCAGCACGAUUACUUUUCCUGAGUAGUGAGAAGUUUUCAAAGACUUUUUUGAAAAGACAAGUAAAAUAUCCAGGACACCUAUUUCUGAUGUAUAAUGAUGGUAGGGGUUGUUUUUAACUUUUCUUCCCUUAGUGACCAAGAAAGUUGCUUUGGUGACUGAGAAAAUAGAUGUGGGAGGAUUUGUUCUAAUUCCAUGGUUGUGUGGAGCAGAGCUCCAGUCUGGAUAGUCCCUGAGGGCAUAAGAUGAGACUAUUUCUAGAGUAUGUGUCAGGGGAGGAAGCUAUGUGGGCCAGGAUUUGGCACCCAGAAUUUAUAUUCUGUUGUUUAAAUGUAGUGGUUCUUGUGCUCUUUUUUUUUUUUGGUUGGCGGUAACCCUUACUAAUCACUAUUGGCACCGUUUCUGUUCCCCCGGACUCUGUUCAAGGUGGAGAGCUGUAUCUCCUGCUUGAGUAACUUGAAGUGCUACUCACCUUAGAAAGGACUUCUUUAUUUAUUCCCAUAAGAGGCACAGAGCCAUAACAUUCCUAACUCUGGGCCAUGAGCUUGACCUUCUGAGUUUUGAAGGUUUCCUGACUGUCCUGAAACUCAGAGCUCGAGAAUAGCUAUUGUCUGAAGAUCGUUAAUGUCCUGUGAGCAAACCCUGGAGGUGUAGUCUUGGUCUUAUUCUUCUUAGUCUUCAGCUGGUCUUCCUAUGUGACUAUUUUCUAAUGCAGAGGCCAGUUCUGUUAAACCAUAGCAUGCAAGAGCUGUCUUCCCACUUGAGCUGCUCUGUUCCCGUACAUGUAGAGUUAGAGCCAAGGGACAAGCAGGUAGGGCAGAAGUAGUAAAGGAAAGGAGUUCUGGAAGGGAACUGCAGAAACACGAGAACUACCUCUGAUGGCAUAAAAAAGCUUCUGGCUCCAGGGCUCAAACUUAUCUAAACAUAGUUGCUUCUCAACCUAUGAUAGGAUUUAACUGAAUAAAGCCAUUGUAAAGUGAAGAUAUAUAAGUUGAAAGUCCAUUUAAUACACUGAACCUACCAAGCAUCCUAACCUAGCAACACAGUGCACUGUAAAAUAUCAGUUAUUUCCCCCCUUGUUCACCUGAGCUCAGCUCCAGAGAGAAUAUGGCCACCCUGUGGAAAGAUCAAAAUUAAAAACUCAAAAUAUGUUUUAUCCUGAAUGAGGAUCACUUUUGUACCAUCAUAGAGUUGGAAAAUCAUAAAUCUAACCAUUGUAAAACAAGGACCGUCUGUAUUAUAAUAAAAUCCUCAAGAAGAGAACGAACAUUUAAUACUUGCUUGCUUUAAUACCUCACCCCUCCUUCCAGCCACAGUAGUAGGGCUGGUGUUGGUCCAUCUGCUGUCCUGAAAACUCAAAGAACUUCAUGUAUUUUCAUUCAGUCUCCUGUCUCUAAUGAUAGAUGACCUGCUCAUCAGUGUAGGGUGACAAGCAUUUUAGAGCACAGUCCAUAUAUCUGAUCAGAAAGAAAGCUUUAUCUGGUGUGUAGCACAGGUGCCAAAGUCUCUGUCUGCCAUCUGGGAAACACACUAUUGAGGGUUUUAUCAGUGGAGACAACAAAAUCAUGCAACAGAUUUCAGGAAACUUGUUAACAGUGAGCCUUUUCAGAAAGGGAAGUCUGAAUAGAGUAAAAUAUAUUUUUAGUGGUCUCUGCAACUCUAACUGGCAUUUGAUGAUGAGGGAAUGGCAAACUGCAGAUAAUUUGGAAAAUGUGUACCCAUAUCUAGGUUCCUCUCCCUUCUCUACCUUCCUGUUCACAGACAUCUAAUUUAAAGUCUACCAGCUUGAACUGUGCCCCCUUUGCCUCCUCUGAAGGCAGGAAAGACCAAGAGUCAUGCACAAAACCUUACAUACCACCUGUGCACCCAAUGUUGAACAGCUUUGAACAGCAAGGUUCAUCUUUUGAAGUUUAAGACUGUUGCUGCUCCCUGAAAAUCCCUGUGACAUUCUAGAGGGAAAUUGAAGGGAGAAGUAGGUUUAACCAUAAAGGCAUUUAAGCUUAAGCCCCUCACAUGCAUAGAUUCCUCUUGAAGUUCUCAGGUUCUGCUGGGAAGAUUGGAAAGAUGUGACAACUAGGCCAUUCAUGGUAGGAGGGACUGAAAGGGCUCUGCUCUAGUGUUGGGAUUCAGGCAUCACCCCCACCACACAUCAUGCCCUGCAGGCCAGAGGGCUGUCCCAAUGGCCCACAUCAGCUGUGAGUGCUGUUGUGUUUGUUACAUAUGUGUUGCAAACCCACCAGGUAUCUAUAGGUAUAAAAUUCUAUCCAGUAGAGGAUGCUAACUGCUACACUGUGACCAACUCUUUGUCCUUGCAUCAGAGAAAAUUAACAGUCCUGAGGGAGAAAACAAAAGUUCAGCUUCCAAAAUCCACUCUAUGAGCUUAGUUCCUGCCUAAGAUGGGGACGGGGGUUUGUUCAGAAAUCUAUUCCCGCCAUCUUGGCAGAGCCUUUCUGUGGCUCAUUCAGUGCACAGUUGGUAUCCAGUAAAUGCAGCAAAGUAGAUGGUAGAAAUGGCAGCUCCCCCAGGCAUACCGGCUUCUAAGCUCUCUUCCUUUUACCUAGAACAUUCCCUCCUCUUCUUUCCCACUGGGCCCUCUCCCUUGCCCCAUCCCCAAAGGUGUCUGAAAUGUUUCUGUACUCUCAAAGCUAGAGGAUGAGUGGCUCAGAGUAGGUCAGAGUGAUUCUGGCAGAAAGAAGGCUGCAAGAGAAGGGCUGGAGGCAGCCUUUCUCAUUUCUUUCCUGUCCUUCAGGUCCCAGGAAAAAACUUCCUGAAAGGUGAGCCAUGCGGUUCACCUGCACAAGGAGUUCACCAGGAAAAUGACUGGUGUGUGUGAGUGGGUCCCUCUAGGUGUUCUGAGCAUAGGAGAAGAAGCCAACAAGUGAGGAGGACCUCAGUGUGUCCGGGCCAAAAGGAGUCAUUGUGGGGGUCUCCACACAGGGCAUGAAAAGCCAAGGCUCCUAGGCCACAUUAGAAAAGCCUCGGGUUAGGGGUUGAACUUCAUUCCAACUCCAUGGGAAAAGCCAUGAUAUUUAGUGAUGAUCUAGUGGUCUUUGUUCCCUGCUGCCUCCUUCCGGGGGGAGUUCAGGAGGCCAAGGUCACAUCCUCCUUGCUCACCUGAGCUCUGUAGGCAACCCCCGGGUGUCCAGUGGUUAUUUGAUGAAAUUGAUGUGGGUGUCUGGGAUGGCAGGUGAGGCCAGCGAUAAUUGGUAUAACAUUCUGAAAAAUCUCUCUGGCUCCUGCUUGGAAGCAAACCAGAGCGGCCUCAGUGGGAGAAGUCCCAGCAGGUGAUGGAGCUGCAGCCAGAGCAGCUCAGGGUCCACGGAGACCCAGAGGGUGAAGCCAACAAGAUCGCCUGUUACGGUGCCAAAUGUGAUUCCAAAGUGCAGCUGGAGAGGAAGCUCUAACCUAACACUGCCUACCUCCUGGCAUAUUGGUGUUUGAGAGGACUGGGUGGCCUUGCUUGCUCCAAUCCCAAAGGUGGGAGCUGCUUCCAGAUCCCAAAAGGGAAAUUUACAACCCAAGGCCCAAACGUUCCAGAUGUACCGGGCAUCCAUGCCUGUCUGCAGAACACGCAAGAGAUAUGGGUUUCUAGGAAGUCUGGAGCCUACAAAACAAGCCAGAUGGGCACAGCUUGGCACACUGGAGCAUUAAAUCACAUUUUGGAGGGACAUGGGGUGUGGUUUGGCAGAGGCCCAGAGAGGUACUGAGCCAGGAGUUUAUGUGGGAUGAGGCUCAGCCCAGGUUUAAAAACAAAACAUGUGGGGUAGGGAGGAUGUGCACUGGAAUGCUUUGGUGUAGGUUCUGUUCUCUGGUGAAUUUAACUCCUAGCUCUUGGGUGUGCCUGUCAUGUGAGGCACUGUCAAAUUAUAUGGAGGUAGGCCUGUCAGUCCUCUUCCCACCGCUUCUCUGGGCCGUCAGGAGGUUUGUGGUUAGCUACAUGUCUCUCUCCUUGCUAUUCUUCCUCUCUGCUGAACUGUCCUGGGACAAAAUGUAAAAUCCAGAUCUAUGAGGUCCCUGAGUGAAGGAACAACUAACCUGGCCACUGGAGGGACGUCAGGGGCUGCAGACCAUGUUCCAAAGAGACAGACAGAGACACUACAUCAUCGGGGUCAUUCUUCCACCAGAGAAGCUGUGGGGACACCUAUUCCUGUGUAAGCAGCUGUGCUUUAUGGGAAUUGGCUCAUGCAGUUGUGAGUGGGCUAAGAAAAUCCAAAAUCCAUCAGGCAGCAGGGAGGAAGAGUAUGGAAAGGAUAGACUGGAGCUGUGGUUCAAGGGUCUCUCUCUCUCUCUCUCUCUGAAACUUUGGCUCACCUUUGAAAGUCUUCUAGUGACUACAAUCAGGACCCCCAAAUUCUCCAAGACAGUUCCUUUCUUAUAGUCAACUGAUUAUGGAGUUUAAUUGUAUCAGAAAAAUGCUUUCACAACAAUCCUUAGGUGAGUGUUUGGUUGACUAACUGGGGACUACAGCUGUACCAUGAAAAAUACAUCACACAGACUUGAAUCAUGGUUCAGAACUUGCAGGCCCUUCAAGCCACUGCUCAGCUCACUUCAAACCUGGAAAAGUGCUAAGAGGCCAACUUCUCUGGAGGCCAGUGGUUAUACCGAGGGCCUAGACUGGGAUUUGAACCUGGGAAGGGUAAGCCAGUUCCUUGCAGGUUCAGGUCUACCAGUAUAGAUAAAAUAGCAAGUGUCAUUCCAUGGCCAGAGGACUCUCAGGGUUAAUUUGGGGUUUGUCCCACAAGCUUACCUUGAUUCCCCACAAGGUAAUAACAAAUUUCUUUGGCUGUGAUCCUCCAAUGAAUGCCCUAAGCCUGUUCUUCCAAGAGUCAUUUGUCAAGCCAUUUACCCAGUCUGAAGUGUGAAAGUCUCCAACACGACUGGAGAGAAAUUUGACUCAACGUAGCCCCAGUGAGCAGAGUCACUGGCUUACUCCCCUGAGUUUCCUGAGCUAGCAUUUUAGAUCCUCUUCAGGGUGCUGGUCAGCCAGAAAGGAGCCCUGAGGCUGUGCCUGGGGGAGAUGGUGUACAGUGGCAGAGAUGUUGGCAUGAAAAGAUACAGGUGGAUAUAUCAGAAACAGCAAAAGAUACCCAUCGGAAAAAGAAAGUCUGCAGCAUAUGUGGUAAAGAAUUAACUUUUACGUAAAAACCUCUUUCAAGUUGAUAGACAGGAUGCCCAAUCCAAUUUAAAUAACCUUCUUAAGGUCCUUAAUUUGAAUGAUGACAGAGGAUACAAACAUACAGUUAGUACCAAUGAAAGAAAUUUAAGAGACCAAUGAACAUGACAAAAAAUGCUCGAUUUUAGUAGAAAUUAAAAUUAAAUCACCACUGGGCUGUCACUGAGGCCAUUUUGGACUGAUAGAGGUUUACGGGGAUUUCUGGUACCCAGAUAAAGAAAGCAAGAAGGACACAGCACUCUGCCCCUGCUCACCACCGGCAUGUCGCUGGUGCAGUUUCUCCAGGAGAUCGUACCUGUCAAAAGCCCUUACGAGUUUCAUAUGCUUGACUUACAUUUAGGUUGUUUACAAGUGUAGCCAGAACAAUUCCUCCUGACCCGUUGCAGUGUGAUUUGCCAUUCUCAACCCUGGAGGUUUGUGUUGAGUAGGGAAACACAGCAGAAGUGAAACAUGCAUCCUCUGAGGCUGGAGCUUUCAAUAUCUGACAGCUCCGAUUUUUUGCCACCUUGAAACCCUCAGCCACAAUUUAGGUCAUGGUGAAAAUUCUGUUUUCAGAAUUUCUAUAAUGGUCUAGAUAUGUUAUUUUGGUAGACAUUACUAUAUUCAAAGAGAAAACCAGAAACACAUUCUGUUUUCCACACCCCUUGUCAAUUUGCUUAAGUUCAUGAAAAGUUUCACUGGACUGUGUGUAUGUGUGUGUGUUUGUGUGUGUGCCUCUGUGUGUCUGUACGUGUGUAUCAGUGUUUCUCACAUAGAAUUCAAAGCCUAUGAACCAUCUAAUUGAUAAUAUGCACUGGUAUUGUUUGGUUUUGGUUUUGGUUUGUUUUUUUUAACAGGGUCUCACUAUGUAGU
Messenger RNA from Fukomys damarensis (Damara mole-rat), 18491 nucleotides. RefSeq names its product kinesin family member 16B (gene Kif16b). The record is from RefSeq and is a predicted model, not a curated record. The coding region runs from base 156 to 3965 and encodes 1269 amino acids. Gene Ontology annotation, biological process: microtubule-based movement. The transcript is spliced from 26 exons. Gene Ontology annotation, molecular function: microtubule motor activity; phosphatidylinositol binding; ATP binding. NCBI's taxonomy places the organism in Eukaryota, Metazoa, Chordata, Mammalia, Rodentia, Bathyergidae.